GUUCUUAAAUGGCUUACUCCGACCGACUAUGUUUCUCAGCAGCAUGACUAUUUCGGAAGUCGGCAACCCGGAACUGGUGAAUGGCUUCUAAACUCAAAGGAGUACCAGAACUGGCUGAAUACGGCAGCAGAAGCCCUAUUUUGUGAGGGGAUUCCAGGAGCUGGAAAAACUAUCAUGACAUCAAUCGUGAUUGAUCACCUUACUACAAAAUUCAUUCAUGAUCUAGAGAAUCUGAACACUGGGGUUGCGUACGUCUACUUUAGCUACUGCCAGAGUGAUGAGAAAGCCGAUGAUUUGCUUUUGAGCUUAUUAAAACAGUUGGCGCAGAUAAGAUCUUCGCUGCCUGACUGUGUAACUGCUCUCUAUGAACAGCACAAAGACAAGGGAUCUCGACCAUCACUAGAGGUAAUCACGUCGACCCUACAGUCUGUAAUAAGUACUUACUCUAGAACUUUUAUCGUCAUCGAUGCGCUUGAUGAAUGCCCAAACAUCAAUGAUUGCCGGAUGAGGUUUCUAGCAGAGAUUCUUAGCCUGCGUUACAAGUCCAAGGUGAACAUAUUUGCGACUUCAAGACCCAACGCAGAGAUCGCCAAACAGUUGGAAGGUAGCACUUUCAUCGAGAUUUGCGCUAGAGAAGAAGAUGUGCGUAAAUAUUUGGUUGGAAAUAUGGUCAGACUGCCAAAUUUCGUUUACGAGGACGUUAAAUUGAAAAGUGACAUUGAAGCGACGAUUAUUGACUCAGUGUUUCUCCUUGCCAAGCUGUGUCUUAACUCCUUGGUCCAUAAACUUACGAUAAAUGAUGUUCGUGAUGCCCUUUCAAACCUAUCGACCGGAUCGGAAGCAAUUAAUCAUGCCUACAAAGAUGCAAUGGAGCGAAUCGAGCGUCAGCCUCCAGAGAAGAAAGAGCUGGCUAGGCGGGUUUUAUCCUGGAUUAUAUAUGCGAAAAGACAACUUUCUCCAACCGAACUCCAGCAUGCCCUUGCAGUGAAGCAUGGGCAUCUCGAAUUAGAUAACCGGAAUUUUAUCAAUAUCGAAAAUAUUGUGUUGGUGUGCGCAGGCUUAAUUGCUGUUGACAAGGAAACGAACGUUAUCCGAUUAAUCCACUACACAGCACAAGACUUCUUCGAGCGAACGCGGAUGGAAUGGUUCCCGGCUGCAGAAGUAGAAAUUGCGAAGACUUGCACUUCUUAUCUCUCUUUUCGUAAUUUUGAGAGCGGGUUUUGCGCCAAGGACACUGACUUCGAGGAGCGGCUAUCACGGUACCUAUUCUAUAGUUAUGCUGCCAAAAAUUGGGGCCAUCAUGCUCGGAAUGCCUCGCCAUUACCACAGGAGGUCAUAGCCUUCCUUGAAUGCGAUGAAAAGGUACAAGCGUCAAGCCAGGCAUUGAUGGCCUCUAAACCAGCAUGGAGGAACUCGGAAUAUAGUCAGCAAGUCCCCAAGCAUAUAACCGGACUACACCUGGCGGCGUAUUUUGGAAUUGAGACAGCAAUGAGAACUGUCUUUGGUGAACAAGGACUGGACCUAGACGCGAGCGACGAUUUUGGUCGAACGCCACUUUCUUAUGCUGCCGGCAAUGGAUACGAAACGAUAGUCAAUUUGCUACUUGGUACAUAUGUAGUCAGCCCGAACUCAAUGGACAGAGAUGGCCAAACACCACUGAUGUGGGCUGCCAAAAGAGGACACAGUGCAGUUGUUAAGCAAAUACUUGUCGACGGCAGAGGUGACUUCAAUGUCAGAGACCGCUACAGCCAGACACCUCUA
Molecule: messenger RNA, 1761 nt
Organism: Trichoderma asperellum CBS 433.97
Lineage: Eukaryota; Fungi; Ascomycota; Sordariomycetes; Hypocreales; Hypocreaceae
Source: RefSeq, a predicted model, not a curated record